UGGUGCUUCCGUGACCUCGUCAACAGUUGCGACGAAGGCAGGUUCUAUGUUGAAAACCUGAAGUGGACCCUACCGCCACUGCUGCCAGAUGAAACUGACGCGCAACUGAGGCGCACCCAAACUGGCUUGACCUCAAUCCGUCUGGACAAAGCUCUAGGCGAUGCUACCGCCAAACGCACUGACGCACUUACUAAGGCGUCCACGCCGGUUCGCCCACCCGUGGUCCAAUCAAUGACCUUCACGGUUGCAGCCAAAGCUGGCGGCUCGAAUGUCUGCUCCCUAGACAGGACUUCGCAACUGGCCCGCCUCGCGGCCGGGCGUGUUCUCCGAUAG
This is a messenger RNA of Dibothriocephalus latus, 333 nucleotides long. The record is from the annotation of a GenBank genome assembly. Lineage: Eukaryota; Metazoa; Platyhelminthes; Cestoda; Diphyllobothriidea; Diphyllobothriidae.